Molecule: messenger RNA, 9419 nt
Organism: Octopus bimaculoides (California two-spot octopus)
Lineage: Eukaryota; Metazoa; Mollusca; Cephalopoda; Octopoda; Octopodidae
Product: kinesin-like protein KIF13A
Biological process (GO): microtubule-based movement
Molecular function (GO): ATP binding; microtubule motor activity; microtubule binding
Source: RefSeq, a predicted model, not a curated record
CUCAUUGAGUGCCCGGAUGUCGUAUUUCUAAGCAACAUGGCGUCGCGGAGAUAUAGCAGACAUUGCAUCGCGAGCAGAUAAAGUGCAUGGCUUGGGAUUACUAGCUUAUUUUGUGCCAUGACGGAGACGACAAGCACAAUUUAUGGACUACAUCUUAUUUUUAUGGAUCUAAUUUGACGUUUCAUUUAGAAAACUUUCAUUUAUAACUGCUAAUUGAGAGCGAAAAUGGCAACAGACAAAGUCAAAGUCGCAGUGCGUGUAAGACCUAUGAAUAGACGAGAGGUUGAUCUGGCUGCAAAAUGUAUUGUAAAUAUGGAUACCACACAAACUGUAUUGUUUCAUCCAAAAGACAGAAACGAAGAUAAAGAACAAACGCCUGAUAAAAGGUAUGACAUUGAUUUCAGCAGCAUUCAAGCAGUUCCCAAAGUACGCUCUCCUUCACAGGAUAUUGGUGAAUCUGGUGGGCGCAAAGCUCCAAAGACUUUUGCAUUUGAUCAUUGUUUUUGGUCAAUGGAUGAGAAGGAUCCUAAAUUUGUUUGCCAAGCAAAAGUGUUUGAAUGUCUAGGACGAGAUAUUUUGAAACUGGCAUAUGAGGGUUAUAAUGGCUGUAUUUUUGCCUAUGGACAAACAGGUUCUGGCAAAUCAUAUACUAUGAUGGGAACAGCAGACGAGAAAGGAAUAAUACCUCGUUUGUGUGAUGCCCUUUUUGAGAAAAUAGCCACAAAUGAUGACCCUGAUUUGACCUACAAAGUGGAAGUAUCAUAUAUGGAAAUAUAUAAUGAGAAAGUUCAUGAUCUUCUGGAUCCAAAAGGUGGCAAACAAAACCUACGGGUUCGAGAACACAACAUCCUUGGCCCCUACGUCGAUGGACUUUCAACACUAGUUGUAUCAUCAUUUGAGGAUAUUGACAACUUGAUGAAUGAAGGUAACAAAUCCAGAACUGUAGCAGCAACUAACAUGAAUAGUGAGAGCAGCCGCUCUCAUGCUGUCUUUAACAUAAUUGUCACUCAGACACUUGUUGACAGUGGGUCAAUGGUGAAGGGUGAAAAGGUCAGUAAGCUAAGUUUAGUCGAUUUAGCUGGAAGUGAACGAGCUCAAAAAACCGGUGCUGUUGGUGAACGCUUAAAAGAAGGUAGCAACAUCAACAAAUCCUUAACAACACUUGGUCUAGUUAUAUCAGCUUUAGCUGACCAAGCUGCUGGGAAGAACAAGAAUAAAUUUGUACCAUACCGAGACUCUGUCCUGACAUGGCUGCUAAAGGACAACCUUGGUGGUAACAGCAAAACUGUGAUGGUAGCUACUGUGAGCCCAGCGGCAGAUAACUAUGAGGAAACACUUUCCACUUUGCGUUAUGCUGACCGUGCAAAGAGAAUUAUAAACCAUGCUGUGGUAAACGAAGACCCCAAUGCUCGUAUCAUUCGAGAGCUCAGAGAAGAAGUUGUUGUAUUACGUAACCAACUCAGCGAAGCUCAGAGCAUGAAAGCACCUGACCUGAAAGAUCGUCUUGAAGAAUCUGAAAAACUUAUCAAAGAAAUGACAAAGACCUGGGAAGAGAAGUUAGCUGAAACUGAAAAAAUACAUCAAGAAAGACACAAGGCUUUGGAAAAUAUGGGAAUAUCUGUCCAGACUUCUGGAAUCAAAGUUGAACAGAGCCGUUUUUAUUUAGUCAACCUAAAUGCUGAUCCUUCUCUCAAUGAACUUUUGGUCUAUUACUUAAAAGAGCAUACACUGGUUGGCCGCACCGAUGCUGCUGUUCAACAAGAUAUUCACCUCAGUGGCCUGGGAAUCAUGCCAGAGCACUGUAUUGUGGACUUUGAAGGCAAUGACGUCUACCUCACACCUCUUGAAGGAGCCAGAACCUGUGUCAAUGGCUCUGUGAUACAUCAGAAAACCAAAGUCAGAAAUGGCGACCGAAUUCUUUGGGGGAAUAACCAUUUUUUCCGGAUAAAUCUACCAAGACCCAACAGUAAGCUUGAAAAUGUUUUCUACAUCGGAUAUUAUGUAUAGUUGUUGUUGAACUGAUCUGAACUUCGCAAUGACGUCAAACAACAAUAAAUCNNNGCCAUUGAAAAACAAUACGAAGAAGACAAACAGGAGGCUCUUGAACGGCAGAAGCAAAUGUAUGAAAGACAAAUGCAAAUGCUGCGUAGCCAGUUAGUAUCACCAAGUACACCUUCAUUUCCAUUCCCAUCAUUUGACCUGAACCGAAUGACACCAGGCAACUCUACACAGAGCAGUAUACAACGCAAGUACCAACAGUGGGCACAAGAAAGAGAGAAACUAUUCAAGCAGAGCUUGGCGAAACUUCGAGAAGAAGUAAUCAAGGCAAACACUUUGGUGAGAGAAGCCAACGACUUGGCACAAGAAAUGGGUAGACAGACUGAAUUCCAUGUCACCCUUCAGAUCCCUGCUGCCAAUCUCAGCCCAAACAGACGUAGAGGAGCAUUUGUAAGCGAGCCAGCAAUUUUAGUGAAGAGAAAAUGUCACAACAGCCAGAUUUGGUCAAUGGAGAAAUUUGAGAACAAAAUUAUUGAUAUGCGGGAGUUGUAUGAUGAAAACAAAACUUUGGCACAUCCAUUGAUGGUACUAGAAGAAUCUGAUGAUUACUCGAGAUGCAACCAAACAAAAAGUUCCACACAUUCAGUUGAGAGUCAGGCAAGCAAAGACGGAAAUGCUCCUAAAGGUGAUCCUUUCUAUGAAUCCCAAGAAAACCACAACUUGAUUGGUGUUGCAAAUGUCUUCCUGGAAUGCCUUUUCUAUGAUGUCAAGUUAGACUAUCAUGUCCCUAUUAUUAGUCAACAAGGAGAGAUUGCUGGAAAACUCCAUGUUGAGAUCUCGAAACUAGGUGGUUCACUUAUUGACAAGUAUUCAGAUGUUAGUUCCGAGGGAAGCGAUUAUGAACCAAAACGGUGUUCUUUACCAUUUGAUUCAUUUGAUGAAGACAGCAAUUUAGCUAUUGGAGCACCACUCUAUGUUCGGAUAUCUAUUCGAGAAGCACGAGGACUUCCAGCAGCUCUUUCGAACUUUGUCUUUUGUCAAUAUUCUUUUUGGGGUCAAUUGGAACCAAUCGUUGUAGCUCCUUUGGUAAACCCAGAAUACUGUGAUCCUGAUCGAGAAGACGGUGCAACAGUAACUUUCUCCCAUACUAAGGACUUUAAAGUUUGUGUGACUGAAGAAUUCAUUGAACAUGCCUCCGAAGGAGCCCUUUCCAUUGAGGUUUGGGGCCAUCGAAGUCCUGGCUUCAGCAACAAUAAUACCUGGGAUCCUGAUAACAGGCAAGCUAGAUCUCGUUCUUUAUUAGACAGGUGGAAUGAGGUAAUGCGAAAAAUUGAAUUCUGGGUUGAAGUUCAUGAACUUAAUGAACAGGGAGAAUAUACUCCAGUUGAAGUUGUGCCGAAGCCAGAAGUGCCUUCUGCUGGAGUCUUUCAACUUCGACAGGGUCACUCCAGACGUGUGAUGGUUCGUGUAAAACCAGUGGCCAAUUCUGGAACCUUACCACUGAUCUGCGAAUCUAUUGUCUCUAUUUCGAUUGGAUGUAUUUGUGUCCGCUCUAAGCUACAAAAAGGCUUAGAUAGCUACCAAGAAGAAGACCUCAAUUUACUUGGAGAGCGUUGGUCUGAUGCUCUAAUGCGACGCAAGGCUUACCUUGCUGAACAGUUUCAGAAGCUUAUUAACAAACAAGAUAAGAAUGAAGCUGAAGUCGACCGAGAGACAUCUCUAGUUGAACAAUGGAUUGGACUUACUGAAGAAAGAAACGCUGUGCUGGUCCCUGCUGCUGGAAGUGGCAUACCAGGGGCACCAGCUGACAGUGAAACUCUUCCGGACAUGGAGCAGCAUGUACCUGUAUUAUUCCUCGAUCUGAAUGCUGAUGAUAUGAGCACACCUAGUGCCAAGGAAGGCUUACAAGCUGCUGGAAUCAACUCCAUUCUCCCCAAAGAACAUGGGGCGAAAUUUUACAGCUUACCAAUCAUUAAGACAUAUGGAGAAAAAGAUAUUUGUGCAAUUGCAUCUUGGGAUUCCUCCAUCCACGAUUCGCAAUAUUUGAACAGAGUGACACCGUCAAAUGAGCGUGUCUACUUAAUUUUGAAAGCAAUUGUCAGACUAAGUCACCCAGCUUCAAUGGAGCUGGUUUUGCGCAAAAGACUUUGCAUUAACAUAUACAAGAAACAAGGACUAACAAGUAUCACAGACAAGCUUAAGAAAAGGAUCACAAGAUCUGAUUUAUUCUUAGACAGUGGUGUAACCUAUGAAGUUGUGUCUAAUAUCCCAAAAGCAUCUGAAGAUCUAGAGAACAUGGAAACUCUUGCUCAGAUGGCAGCAUCUCAAAAUGAAACCAAUGCUGCUGACGGAGAAACAUAUAUCGAAAAAUACAUCAAAGGUGUGUCUGCUGUGGAAAGUAUUCUCACACUGGAUAGAUUGCGACAGGAAGUUGCUGUAAAAGAGCUAUUAUCAGCGUCUGGCCGUUCCCUGCGUAAGACCACGAGUGUGCCAAACAUCCACCAGGCUAUGGUGUCUUCUCCUCCUCGAAUUGAUGACCAGCUACGUGCUGACAGCAUCCAAGAUCUCUCAUUCCAAGAACUGUACACGUCAUCCUCUUCCCACAAAUCUGCCAACAGCUCCUACGCUGGUGAGUCAAUGAUGAGAAAACGAGCCUUUUCUGAGGUUGGGGCAAACAUAGCAAAUGCUGCUAAGGAAGGCGGUCUCUUGACAAGGAGGCGUUCAGUCGGCUUAGCCCGUCCGAACUUUUUGAAUUUACGCAGUAACACCCAGAGUAACACUGCUAAGCGUACGUUUAAACUUCUCUCUCAUUUCUUUCACCAUGACGCUCUGCUAGGACAACUUGGACAGUGGAUAUCUAAACCCCCAGAACCGACACCAAAAUCCACAAUUAGCCCCCAUGCGUCGAAAGCAGUAAAACCGUUGAGAACUCUCCAAGAAGAGCAACAGCAACGAGAACGGAAGCCUCUUCUACAGCAGGACACCGAAGAGGAUUUUGAUGAGGAUUUUGAUAUGGCACACAAGCACAGUAUUUUUAACAAGGAUCCCAAUAGUGUUGAUAGUGAUGAUUUUCAGGAAUUCGAGUCUUAUCAGAGCCAGCAUUCAUCUCCUUUUGCUGAAAAGUUUGUGGCUCAGAGGCCCACAACUAUAUCCCAUUCUGUGACUGCUGAUAGUUUGAUGGAGAUUCAAACAAAAAGUUUUACUCCCAGCAUGACUUCUAGUGGCUAUGGUUCACAAGCAGUUUCUACCCUCACCUUAUCAUCAGAGGAUUCUGUUAGUAUUCGGAGUAUCAACCUUGAUGAAGCCUCGGCUGAAGGGAAGAACAGUCCUCCAAAAACAUUUCCAACUCCACUUAGUGACCGAGGGCUAGAAAGUAUCCCUGAUAAGGCCCCCAUGAAAAGCUUUUCCCUUGAUUCCAUUGCUGAUCAAGCCGUGUCUGCUGCUCGUCUGGCUGAUUUAAUUAAUGGUAAUAUCGUCUCUGACAACAAUGAACAGGAUGAAUCUGACUUUUCCUACAUGCUAAAUCAAAGCAAUGAUUUCAGUGAUACUUUGCAAUCAACAGUGGACAACCACAGAUCUUCAAAGUCCACUUUAAUGGAUCUGGAUAGCUCCUCAGUCAAUGAGAUUACAAUGAAUCCAGCCUCUCAUCCUUAUCAGGAUCAAGAUCAUGAAUACAGUUUCAAGGAGGAAGAUUACAACAGCCAGGUACUUGCAAAUGCAACCAAAAACUUAAAUCUAUCAUCUGAUUUUAACGAUACUUCUGAAAUGCUACAUUCACGUAGAUCACCAUUGGAAGGUAGCAACAGUUUGCAUGAUAUGGACUACGAGAUGUCCUCUCCUCAGGGCCAAAGUACACCUCUUAAAAAGACCCAAUCAGUUGAUGAUAAUGAACUAGAUUCCAGUACCUCCCUCUCACAUAGCUGUGACUGGGGAGAUUCUUACAAUGAGACAACUGAGGAUGAUCUCAAUAAAGUAUGUAAUACUCUCCACGAUAUGGACACAGAUAACAAGCAAUGCAAGCAAGCUGCUGCCAAAGGUAAUUCCAACCAACAUGUCAACAGAAAACUACUUACUGAUUCCUCUACAAAUAUCAAUAGCAACAUGACUGACAAUCCAAAGAAGAGCACAUCAAAAAGUGAUUCUAAAUCCUACUCUGCAAAUAGCCUUGAACGCAAGAAUAACUCUGAUAAACGGACUGUAGAGGGACAUCUAAAGAGGAAUCUUAGUCAUGGUUCUGCACAUAAAAGACGCCCAGUUUCAUGCUCUCUGCCUAGUGGCAGUGAAAUAACAACAUCAUCCUCCAUGAAAGACCUUUCUUAUCAAAACAUGAAUAUGUCUACAUCAAACGAGACUCUGUCAGGUGGAGAAGACAGUAUGAGUUUAUGUUCGUUUGGAAGCCGUGCUGACCUGGACCGUCUCCAUGAAGGCCCACUACCCACUUGGAUCCAACAAGGAGAAGGUGUAAUCGUCACGUCCUCUAAGGGAUACUCUAAACCUGGAGUUGUUCAGUUUAUUGGCACUGUUCACUUUGCUAGUGGAAUCUGGAUUGGAGUUGAACUAGACAAUCCUGAAGGUAAAAACGAUGGCUCAGUCAAUGGUUCUCGUUAUUUCAAGUGUCGUUCAAAACAUGGAAUUUUCGUGCGACAUGAUAAACUAAUCUGGGACAAACGGCGUCGUAGCACAAAAAAAAAUCAGUCAGGUUUGAGCAGCUACCAUGCUAGCAACCGACGAAGUCUCGGCAGCUUAACAGCUGUCACUGGUUCCAUUCCACUGUCACGUUCCAGCUCAAAUCUUUCUGCUGCUGCUGUUGCUGUCUCAGUUGGUACUGGCAAUGGAACCACAUCUUCAUCUUUGUCAUCUACGGCUGGCACAUCGCCAUCUUCGUUCAUGCGGCCAACUUCUGCAAGUUCUGCCAAGCGAAAAUAACCAUCUUCUUCCCUGUUUUAUUCGGCUCCUCCCCAUUUCACCUUUGUCUAACUUACCCAGCUCUUUAUAUUAUACAAAUAUAACAUGUCUGUCACCAUCAAAGUGUGCCAUAAUGCUAUUUAAAAACUACCAAACAACCAACCAACCAACCAACCAACAACCAUGCCAGCAGCAAUGAUGAUGAUGAUGACGACGAUGACAACGACGACAACAACAACAUCUGCAACUACAGUGAUUGUUAUUUCAAUUGUGUUUACUCUCACACCUGAUGAGUGAGGUAAAUGACAGCAAAUAACUUGAUUGUCGGGAUUUUAGAAUGAUUUAUAUUAUUACAUGGGGAGGUUGCAUUGAUCGCAGGAAGGAAGGUAAUAUUGCCUCUCCCUUGCUCACUUCUCUGCUCUUGGCUUUAGAAGAAGUGAAAGAUAUGGACCAAAUAACUUAAAUUAGCAGACACGCUUACCUUCUCUCUCUCUCUCUCUCUCUCUCUCUAUCACUUUCACUCAAAUGAUUAUGCUCUUUCUAAUUUUUUUUCCCCAAUAUUUAUUUUUUAAAUUAGAUUCAUCAGGUGGCUCUGUUAUUGUUGUUGUUAAUAUUGCUGUUUUUCUUCCCACUGGGCUCUUUAUCUCCCUUCACAUAAUCAUCAUAGAAGGCUAAUCAUACAAUGUGAUUCUAUUAAUUCCCUUUCCAAAGAGAGUGUUUUCGUUUGUUUUUUUUUUUCUGUUGUUGUUGCUGUUUUAUUAUCAUUAUUAUUACUAUUAUUAUUAUUAUUAUCAUUAUUAUUAUUAUUAUUAUCAAUAUUUAAAAUAUAUCAUUAUUACUAUUAUUAUUAUUAUUGAGUUCUUGCUUUCAUGUGCAGGAGCAAAGGGCCUUCCCUGAACCUUACCCUUAUCACACAAUUCUAACUUAUCUUUUGAAUUAUUUACAUGGGGGUAUGGAAAUUAUGAAGGAAAGGAGGGGGGACAUAUUAUUUUGAGUACAUUGGCAUGAAUGUAUGUGUGUUUCAUUUUAAUAUACUAACACUAUAAAACAGUAAAAGAACUGUCAUUGUUGAUGAAAAAACAAUUUCUUUUGUUUUAGUUAACUGAAGUGGAAAAGCAAAACACGUUAGAAAUUUAGCUUUUUUUGUUUCGUCUUGUUUUGUUUUUUUCCGCCCUUUGUUUCAUUUUCGUUACAGAUAUUUCAUAAUGUUAUUGAGCUUAUUCUAUACGUAGGCUUGCUCCCAUCCCGAUUCUUAUGUUUUCAUAACUGUUUUUUUUUUUCACCCUUUCAUAUUCUCGUUACUUUUUAAGCUUACCCCACAAAAAACAAAUCUUGGACUCAGUUGUACAGCUGGCCAAGUCCGGAUGGUUGUACAACUGCAGAAGACAUAUCAUUUUGCUCAUAUAUAUAUAUAUCUAUGUAUAUGCUGAUUUGUAAUAUUUAGCAGCUAGUCACGUUUUUGUUUGUUUUGUUUUUUUUAAUAAAUCAUCUCACUUCAUUAGCCAUGAAAAAUGCUAAAUUUUUUCCUUUUUUUUUUCUUCCGAAAUUUGUUACUGAUAGCAACUAUUAUAGAUGAACAUUUUUUUUGUGUUGCUUAUCAUCAUCAUCAUUACCAACCAAGCUGGUAUUUAGUUCAUUUUUUGUUUGUUUGUUUGUUUGUUUGUUUAUUUAUUUAUUUUUUUUUUAUUGUUUUCGUUUACUGUUCUUUCAACUUCUAAGCUAUGUAUUAUAAAUUGACCAAUCUCUUUCUUAAUCUAUUUCCAUAAAAUGGUCCCCUCAGCUGUUUCCUUCGAUUUGUUGUUUGAUACCUUCUACAACAGAAGGGAUCAAAUUUGUAUAAAAAACCAGCUGUGCUGCUGCUGCUGAUGUUGAUGACCACCAAGGUGACAUAUUUUUCCCUAACUAAGAACUCUCAGAACAUCCAUCUCCUUUCAUUAAUUCCUAUUUAUCAUUUGUAGAGCAUUACUACUGAGAGCUCAGUUUUGGCUUGUCUUUCAAAUGGAAAACAAUAUUCCCUCAUUGGCUUAGGGCUCAUGUGUUGUACACUGAGACUAGCUUUUAUAGCUAUUUGAUAGACUCAUAAAUUUAUAUAUGUCUAUGUAUGUUUGCAUAUGUAUGUAUGUAUGUAUUAUACACAUACACACACACAUGUAUGGAUACAUACAGAAUCCCCCCCCCCAACUACUACUACUACCACCACCACCACCAAAUUUGUUUUUAGUAAAUACAUAUGUAAAUACAUAUCUACAUUCCAAUUGCACCUUUCUUUUCAUGUGUGCUAGUAUAUAUGAAUAUGACAUACCGGCACACCAACCUUCAAUGGCAAUCUCCCUUUGCACUCACUCACUCACUCAAUAUAGCUUUUAACCCCUUAACUAUCUGAGGAUCUCUCAACUUUAUUUCUUCAACUAGAUUAGACACUAACCAAUAUAAGAUCUAUCUUCUGAAAAAUCCCUCAUCAAUUUAAAAUUGUUUCAACUGCCCUGAGGGUAGUAGUAAACUUUAUAUGAUUAUAA